Messenger RNA from Aplosporella prunicola CBS 121167, 828 nucleotides. RefSeq lists its product as uncharacterized. The coding region runs from base 1 to 828 and encodes 275 amino acids. The record is from RefSeq and is a predicted model, not a curated record. NCBI's taxonomy places the organism in Eukaryota, Fungi, Ascomycota, Dothideomycetes, Botryosphaeriales, Aplosporellaceae. The transcript has a single exon.
AUGCCUCCAAGCAGCCAAAAAAAUAAUAAAAGAAAACACGCCGAAACCGCCGCCUCCCUCGACGACACCAUUUACACCACGCGCCGCCGCACCCCCUCUCCCCGCACCCCGGCCCGUACGCCCUCCCCUCCCCUAAGCGACAACGCGCGGCGCGUCGCGUUCGGGCUGCGCAGCCUCAAAGCCAAACCCGCGGCUGAACGGCCACAGCAUGCAUUCAGCAGCGCUCGCUCGCCGUCACAGCACCCUCCGCGCGGCGCCGCAAAUCCAGGCAGCACACCCACACCCACAGCCGCCGAAGAAGAAGAAGACGCCGCCAAAGACGCACACGACGAGACCGCCCCCCUCCCCCCCGGGCAACUCCUCCUCCCACAAGCCCUCACCUCCCCCCUCACCCGCGAACGCGCCAUCCGCGCCAUCCAGGCCAACCUACCCGCACCACAUAGAUUUAUUCCCACCUCCGCGGCCUUGACGACCUUCGCCUUCGAGCCGCCCGAAGACACCUUUUCUGAGGACGAGCACGCGCGCUUCGUCCGCGCGGUUGGGGACGCGGGGAAGGAUUUUGAGAGGAUUGCUGCUGUGGUGGGUGGGGGGAGGAGCACGAGUGAGUGCAUUAGGUAUUGGUAUGCGUGGAAAAACGACCUUAAGAGGGAGGGGGAGUGGAGGGGGGUUAAGCGGGGGCUCCGGCUAGGUAGGGAGAGGAGGGAGCUGCGUGGUUUGGCGGAUGUGGAUGGCGCGGGGGAUGGGGACCGGGGGUUGGUGGUGCUGGCACGGACUGCGCCCUCGUCGGAGCGGAGUUGUCUGCCUAGCAGCACGCCCAGUAGCCCGUAG